AUGUAUCAAGAUCGUCAAGGCCUUGUAGGCGGUGGAGGAUCCACCCCACACGGUAUCAUACUCGCCGUCGUCGUUGCAUUGGUAGUGUUCGUUCCUUUCUUCCUCGGAGACGGAGGAGAAGCCAUCACAGAAGGGAUAGCAGAGGUUCUGAGUCCAGUGGGACUUCUCUUACUCCCAAUCAUCCUCCUCCUCACCAUCCAGUUCCUCUCCUCUGAACGUGGCUCCUUCGUCUCCGCCAUUUUCUCCACCGGAGAGCCUGAAUCUAUUCACCGUGUUAGCGGAUCUCCGGUAGGAGUUGCAUUGUUCCUAGUCUUGAUCUUGUUCUUACUCUAUAACAGAUUCUCUGUCUUAGGUGGAGAUGGUGACUCCGACGAGUAA
This is a messenger RNA of Eruca vesicaria subsp. sativa (arugula), 378 nucleotides long. The record is from the annotation of a GenBank genome assembly. NCBI's taxonomy places the organism in Eukaryota, Viridiplantae, Streptophyta, Magnoliopsida, Brassicales, Brassicaceae.